GCUCAGUACGCCUCGAACACUGGAUGCCUACUGGUCGUGGGAGAUGGCUGUGGUCUAUAUUUUUCUCAUCCUCCUGCUGGGUUUCGUGGGCUACGUCGCCUAUGUGGUCCACAAGAAGGGCAUCGAUCCCAAGGACAUCCGCAUCCAGAGCCUGCAGGACGCCAAGAAGCUGCUGCAGCCACCGCCAAGUGGGAUCGGGCCCCACAAGUACCUGGAGAAGCGGGCAUGA
This is a messenger RNA of Drosophila biarmipes, 229 nucleotides long. RefSeq lists its product as uncharacterized. Lineage: Eukaryota; Metazoa; Arthropoda; Insecta; Diptera; Drosophilidae. The record is from RefSeq and is a predicted model, not a curated record. The transcript has 2 exons. Bases 44 to 229 code for a protein of 61 amino acids.